Mustela lutreola (European mink) is the source of this 1171-nucleotide messenger RNA. RefSeq names its product kallikrein related peptidase 10 (gene KLK10). Bases 1 to 837 code for a protein of 278 amino acids. NCBI's taxonomy places the organism in Eukaryota, Metazoa, Chordata, Mammalia, Carnivora, Mustelidae. The transcript is spliced from 5 exons. The record is from RefSeq and is a predicted model, not a curated record. Gene Ontology annotation, molecular function: serine-type endopeptidase activity. Gene Ontology annotation, biological process: proteolysis.
AUGGGACUCCCGCACCGCCACCUGUGCACCGCCUCUAGCGCCCGGGCCCUGUCGAGGCUGCUGUUGCCGCUGCUCGUGACGCAACUGUGGGCCGCGGAGGCGGUGCUGCUCCCCAGAAACGACACUGGCGUGGACCUUGUGGCCUCCGGCGCUCCUUGCGCACGCGGUUCGCAGCCUUGGCAGGUCUCCCUCUUCAGUGGCCUCUCGUUCCACUGCGCGGGCGUCCUGGUGGACAAGAGUUGGGUGCUCACAGCUGCGCACUGCCGGAACAACAAUCCUCUAUGGGCUCGCGUUGGGGACGACCACCUGCUCCUCCUCCAGGGCGAGCAGCUCCGCCGGACCACUCGCCAUGUCAUCCACCCCAAGUACCACCAGGGCUCAGGCCCCAUCCUGCCAAGGCGGACAGAUGAGCAUGACCUCAUGCUGCUGAAGCUGGCCAGGCCCGCUGUGCUGGGACCUCGCAUCCAGACCCUGCGCCUGCCCUACCGCUGUGCUCAGCCCGGAGACGAGUGCCAGGUCGCUGGCUGGGGUACCACGGCUACCCGAAGAGUGAAGUACAACAAGGGCCUGAGUUGCUCCAGGGUCACUGUCCUGAGCCCUAAAGAGUGCGAGGUCUUCUACCCUGGUGUCGUCACCAACAACAUGAUGUGUGCAGGACUGGACCAGGGUCAGGACCCCUGCCAGAGUGACUCCGGUGGCCCUCUGGUCUGUGACAAGACCCUGCAGGGCAUCCUUUCAUGGGGCGUUUACCCCUGCGGCUCAGCUCAGCAUCCAGCUGUCUACACCCAGAUCUGCAAAUACAGCUCCUGGAUAGAGAAAACCAUACGCUCCAACUGACCCAGAGGCCCUGCCACUCCACCAGCUGCCGUCUUGCUCCUUCCUUCACAGUUGUGGGGGCUGAAUUCUCCCCCUGUUCUGUUCGAACCUCUGCUGCCCAACACCUGCUAACAUCUCUCCUCAUCUCCCCCUGCCUACUGCUGCUCUUUCCGCACUUUGAAGCCAAAGUGUCAAUAGAGGUGGUCAAGUUUAAUUCAAGAAAAGCAAGGAAGCUGGUGGUCACCCAGCAUCUGAGAGAAGUCGUCACUCACUCAGCCUUCCUCCCUCUGCUACUCCCUGCUGUGUGACCUCGGGCAAGCAGAGUAACCUGUCUGGGCCUCUGUUUCUUUGUCUG